GGUACACCGUAAAACCCUUCACAUCUAAUCUCCGCCCAUUUGCUCCCAAUUCCUGAACUCAGCUCUCUCUCUCUCUCUCUCUCUAGCAAUUCAAAGUUGGUGAAGAACAAAUUCCUAGGGUUUCAAUUCAAUCCAAUGGCGUCCCAUCCCCAUCUUGACGAUGAUGAUGAUUUCGGAGGCGAAUUCCCCGGAACCCACACUUCCAGGCGUUCAGGCAAUAAGAGAAGUUUUGAAGAUCUUGAGGAUGAAGAAGACGAUAUUUUUGGCUCGAAGAAGGCUAACUCAAAAGUAGAAGAAACUGCACCUGGUGUGGCAACUGGGAUGAUUUUGUCCCUUCGUGAGAGCCUUCAAAACUGUAAGGAUACCCUUGCAACAUGCCAAAUGGACCUUGAAGCUGCAAAAGCCGAGAUUCAGAAGUGGUACUCUUCAUUUCAGAAUGAGUCCUUCAUACCUUCAGGAACAUCUCUUGAACCAAAAAUAGUAAUCAGUUAUCUUCAGAGCCUAAAAUCGUCUGAGGAGUCCUUGAGAGAGCAGCUAGAGAAAACAAAGAAGAAGGAAGCCGCAUUUAUUGUAACUUUUGCAAAACGGGAGCAGGAGAUAGCAGAAUUGAAAUCUGCAGUACGAGAUUUGAGAGUUCAACUUAAGCCACCGUCAAUGCAGGCAAGGAGGUUGUUACUAGAUCCAGCUAUUCAUGAAGAGUUUACACGGCUAAAGAAUUUGGUGGAGGAGAAGGAUAAAAAAGUAAAGGAGUUGCAGGAUAAUGUUGCUGCUGUCAAUUUCACCCCGCAAAGCAAGAUGGGCAAGAUGCUAAUGUCUAAAUGUAGGACCCUGCAGGAGGAAAAUGAGGAGAUUGGAAACCAAGCCAAUGAAGGAAAGAUUCACGAGUUGGGAAUGAAACUAGCUUUGCAGAGAUCUCAGAAUGCAGAACUUAGAAGUCAAUUUGAAGGAUUAUGUAAACAUAUGGAGGGACUCGCAAACGAUGUGGAAAAAUCAAAUGAAAUGGUGAUUGUCUUGCAAAAAAGUCUAGAAGAGAAGGAUGAUGAGAUCGAAAGGUUGAAGCAUGAGUUGCACCAGAGGAGCAUAACAGAGGAGACGACAACAACAGAGGUAGCAGCUUUGGACAAUAAAGUCGGUGAUGCAGAGAUGCCAUCUGGUGAAGCACAAACAGAAAAUUAGUUAACUUGGCUGUCCUAAAAGAAAUCCUUGUACAUUAGAUUUUGGAGUUUCUUUUUAUUUAUUUUUAUUUAAUUCAACUGUCUUUUUAUUUCUUUUAACUGCCUAUCAUGCAAUAUGCCCUUCUACCUUCCCCUAAGAUGGCUGAUUGAGGAGCUGAAAAAUGGGAACUGGGAAGUAGCUAAACCUGUCAUGUUUUUUGAACAUGUGCCUUACUGCAGAGGUUGGGGAUUUGAGAUUCCAUCGGAAACUCUUGAAGUAAUGUCUGUUAGUACUGGGACUGAAGUUGAGUAGUUGAGUCAAGUUGUUUGCUCUUUAGAGGUCAAUGGUUCAAGUGGGUGUUGAACCAUUUUGUUCCCUUGCACAUCACCUUGAGGGGGGAAUUAUGGAGGAGUUUAUGUGAGACAGUAUUAGAAUUCUCCGAUACAAUAGAUUUAGCAGCAAGAUUUGGCUUGUGUGACGGAAGUGGCAUUCUUCCGGAAGUUUUAUUCUCUGGUGUGGUGUCAAUUCUGUAAUGAUCAUACAAAGAACAUGUUCAUUCCUGAGAGUUAUAUUUUGUAUGCUACUAUGAAAUUCUGUUUCUUAUACUAUGGAUUUUAAUUGAUUAAUAGGUAGGAGCAUGAUUUAAUUUGGACCAGUUAAA
Molecule: messenger RNA, 1816 nt
Organism: Camellia sinensis
Lineage: Eukaryota; Viridiplantae; Streptophyta; Magnoliopsida; Ericales; Theaceae
Source: RefSeq, a predicted model, not a curated record